AUGGCAUCCAACACGGCGGCCAAGCGGCUGCUAAAGGAAUACCAGACCACACAAAAGGAGCUUGGUCUCCUGCCCAACACGACGCGAUCGUUACGCGCCAAUCCUGACCUGCUCGAGCUGCGGCCGUGGGACGUGGAAGGCGAGGAUCUCACCGAGUGGAUCGCCACACUGCGCGGGCCGUCUUCGGGCAACUAUGCGGGCGGCGUGUUUGAGCUCUCGAUCCAAGUACCGCCCACCUAUCCGACCAAGCCGCCGGUGAUCAAGUUCCGCACGCGCAUCUUCCACCCGAACAUCGCAUGGAAGGAUGGCGAAAUCUGCCUCGACGUACUCCAGUCCCAAUGGACUCCCGCUUGGUCGCUCAGCUCGGCGUGUACUGCGAUUCUGGCCUUGCUCGACGCACCUGAACCAGAUAGCCCUCUCAACGUCGAUGCUGCAACCCUGUAUAGGACGCAGGACGAAAGAGCAUACGCCAGCAUGUGCAAGAUGUACACCGCCAUCUAUGCAACUGCGCAAGACGACUAA
This is a messenger RNA of Moesziomyces antarcticus, 522 nucleotides long. Its product is annotated as ubiquitin-conjugating enzyme family protein. The record is from RefSeq and is a predicted model, not a curated record. The transcript has a single exon. Lineage: Eukaryota; Fungi; Basidiomycota; Ustilaginomycetes; Ustilaginales; Ustilaginaceae. Bases 1 to 522 code for a protein of 173 amino acids.